Molecule: messenger RNA, 5359 nt
Organism: Oryzias latipes (Japanese medaka)
Lineage: Eukaryota; Metazoa; Chordata; Actinopteri; Beloniformes; Adrianichthyidae
Source: RefSeq, a predicted model, not a curated record
GCUCCUUGGAGCCUCCAGGAGACGGGUCAGCCCUGGUUUGUUAUGGAAACUUUGAGCCUGGAGAAGUUGGUCGGUAAAUGUGUGAGGAGGAGGAGGAGGAGGAAGGAGGUCAGGAGGUCCUCCGUUUCUCCUCCACGGACCGGACUGAUCCGGAUCUGCGUUCCUCGGGUCUGAACAGAACGUUCUGUGCAGCAGCAGCGUUUCCUGCAGCUCCGUGAGAUGAAAAACCUCAACGCGUCGGUCUAACCUGUUUCUGCUACACCUGUGGUAGAGCUUGAGGCCACAUUGCAGCCCCGUUUCCCAGCAUGCUGUGCUGCGUAACAUGAAAGCUGCAGGGUUCUCCAGAGGGGCUAACCACGCAGAGGCGGCGGCGCCGGGAGCUGCAGGUGGGAGGAGAAGGAGGAGGAGGAGCACUCCUGCUGGCCUCCUCUGGAGAGCUCAGCUUCUGCUGCAGAGCUGCGGGUUCCAGUGUUUGCAAAGCUGUGCUCAUUUGAGAACAACACACAUCGGCGGCGCAGACAGGAAGUGGCGUUGAGGUUGCUGGUUAGACUCUCAGGCGGCUGCAUGUGGAGCAGCUGAUGGUUGUAAGAGAUAAGAUUCUUUUACAACCAUCUCUGAUCUCCAGCAGGUCCAGACUGUAUUUUUAGAAACAAUGACAGCAGUGGGACCAAAUGAUGGCCUGUGAUUGGUCCAUGACUCACCUGGAAACAGACAGAGACUUUUGCUGGGGGGGUCAUCAACGAUAAGCUCACGAACUUAUGGAGAAUUUUCUCGUCAUUUCCACUAAAGCGUGCACGAGGGCUGGAGCGUGCACAAGGGCUGGAGCGUGCACGAGGGCUGGAGUGUGCACGAGGGCUGGAGUGUGCACGAGGGCUGGCUGUACAGCAGAGGAAUACUUCUGGCAGGUGGGGGCUUCAGGGGGUUCUGUUGUCUUCUUUCGACACACUGACCAUCCAACGUGCAUCCACGUGCACGUCUGACCCUAAUGAGUGAUCUGGGCCCCCCAGAGAAGACCUGUUCCAGCCUGAGGUCAGAGGAGCAGGAGCUCCUGCAGGAGGUCUGGGGGGGUCCAGCUGCUGAUUGCUCGCAGCUCAGAUGAUCAGAAAUGUUUUGUGACUUGCAGAACUUCCUGUGAGCGCAGACCUCAACCAGCGGCCCGCCUGCUUCCUCUGCAUAAGCCACACCCCUCCUGCUGACAGAGCAGCUCUCAGCUGUCGCUGCGUCUGCAGCUGGACUUGUGACACGAUGGCGUUCGGCUGGAAGACGGACGCUCUGCUGCUGCUGCUGCUGAUGAUGGCGACGGGAGGCCAGGCUCAGAGCGGAGACGGAGACUCAGAGCUCCAGAUGAGCUGCAGCUCCCACAUCUCCAUCCAUGGAUGCAACGUCACCUGCCAGCUGCUGACGGACAGCAGCAGCAGUGAGGAUGAGGAGGAGGAGGAGGAGGAGUGGAACGCCGUUGUCAAGACCACCAUGUGUUAUUCCGAGUGGACCAAAAGUGGCAAGAAGAUGAAAUGCGUGGAGGCCGAUGGAGACACAGUCCGGUCUGAGGAUCUGAGUCCGGUGGUGCCCGUCAACGUGACCGUGCACCUACAGAGAGGACGACCCAUCUCCUCCGUGGUGAACCUGACCAAAAUAGUUAAACCCAAGAGUCCUCAGGUGUGCAAUGUCACCUUUGACCUGGAGUCAAACCAGACGGUCAUCUUUAUCGAGAUUCCAUACCAGAACGACUAUCUGAAGGUGGAGAACCAGCUGUUCCAGCUGCACAUCUGGACUGCAGGACAGAAUCUGAUUCAAAACGUUUCCUCUCAGGACUGUAUCCGGUUUGACACGAAGCACCUCCGCCCGCGCUCCCAGUACCACGUGAAGGUACGCUCCAUCCCCUGCGGUGUUCUCCGUGGCAGCUGGAGCGAAUGGAGCGAGACGGUCAGCUUCCUCAGUCCUGCGGAUCCCCCUGUGGUGAAGAUGGAGCACAUCCUCACGGUGUGCUUGAUGGUGGUGGUGGUGGUGGGGGUGACCUCCAGUGCCUUCAUCUUCUGGAAGAAACAAAUUCUGACCUUCAUCUGGCCCAUCAUCCCACAUCCCAAGCAGACUCUGGUUCAGAUCUGCAAACAGCACAAGGGUCUCCUGCUGAGCCUGAAUCCUGAGGAGUUCAGCUCCCUGAACGUGGACCCGGUGGACCGAGCGGUGCGUGACGAAGAGCUCCUGGCCAGCGGCCCCCAGCCGGGCUCCACUCAGAGCUCUGACUGCAGGAACUCCACCAGCGUCAGCACAGAGGAGCUGGAGGUCUCUGCAUUGCUCAGCAGGACCUCAUCUGACAGUGAAGACAGCUGGCAGAACCUCGCCGCCUCCUCCAUCCACGGACCCAGGAAGCAGAACCAGCAGGACUCCCCCCUGCCAGAAGGAGGCAGCGCAGCCAGCCCCGUGGAGUUAAGAGCGACCCAACCAGAGGAGGCCUACGUCACCAUGUCCAGCUUCUACAGGACCAAAUAGCUGCAGCAGAACCUCCUGGUGGACAGACGGACACCUGGAGAACCAACAGCACGGUCCUGCAGAUCUGCUUCCUGGUCUGGAUGUUCUCUCAGCAUUCACAGGAGAUCCUGCAGGAACCACCAACUCUUCAUCCUUUUGGAUCCAUUCAGACUCCUCAGCUCACUGGACUCUGAGGAACAUGAUAAGGAACCUUUGAUAGAGGACCUUUCAGAAGACGAGCUUUUAGCAAAGAUGCAUCAUUUUGUACUUUUAUUGUGGAAUUCUAAUGGAGCAAACAUCCUGCUGCUGGAACCUGCUGCUGAAAGCUGCACUGAAGGGUCUCCACUGGAGGAACACCGUCUGCUGUCUGAAGGUGGACAGGAACCAGAUCUGGACUUUUCACUGUAUCUGAGAUCUGGAUUGAGUGGCCCCUCCCCCUUGGCAUUCCAAACAGGAAGUACUCAAAAAAUCCCACAGAUUUCUAUACAGAACCAAACAGCUGUUCCUCAGUCGUUCUGGAUCUGGUACCUUCUUUAAUAAGUUCUUGAUGAUCCUCUUUUUAUAAUUAAUGUUUUUUUGUAGUUCAGAAAGAUUUUAAUUUCACAUUUUGUGUAGGUGGUAGGGGUGUGGCCUUCAUACAAGCUCGCUCAUAAUUGGUCAGAGUGGUUGCCAUAGGAACGAUGACUCAAACCGACUGGGACCAAUCACUGUUUCCUGACGAUGUCUGGUUCCAACACCGCGGCAUCCGUGUCAGGGAAAAAUGGCGACUGAAUUGACUUCAUUUGGUUGAAGCCAUUUUUUUGGUGGGGGGUCCACACUCUCUUGGUCCAAUUCUCACAUACAGUCGAUGCUUCUGACUUGGUAACAUUUCUGUGGGCGUCUUCCAUCUCCAGCUCCAAAAACCGGUUCCUAACCAACUCUUGGCUGACCAACAGCGAAGACCCCGCGUUGGCGUCUGGGUCAUCCAGUUUGGUUUUUAGACAGGAACUGAGGGUGUUUCCUUGUUGUUCAACCCCGCCCCCACCUAUAGCUCCGUCAGAGGAGGCUUUGUAUAGUCUGCCACCGUUACCAUGGAGACCUGAAGCCGUUUGUGGCCCAACCAGAGAACAAUGCUGCUGUGUGAGUCAAGAACAGCUCAUGUGUGACACGGGUUGAUGAUGGAGACACCGUCCACAAGACAUUGCUGCUUUAUUAACCCUAAAAAGAAGUGAUCAAACUGACAGACUGUUAUCAUUCAGCUCCACAGACUCAGUUAGUCAACAUGGCCGAACCACUCGCUGAGACUGAAGAACAACCCUUCUUCAGCUGAGAGGAAGAUCUUCGGAUCCCACAAACAACCUCUGCUAAAGCCGGGAAGAUCCUUUGAGGGUCCUCUAAAUAUCCUAAGAAUCCUGUGAAAUCCUACAAACAUCCUGUGAAGAUCAUUUCAGGAUCCAUGCAUGACAUUUAAAGUCUCUAGAUCCCGGAACCAUCCUCUGGAAUCUUUGGAAAGUCUUCUGAUGAUCCUCUUGAAAUCUUUAGGAGAUCCUCUGAAGAUCCCAUGAAGCUUACAGCUUCCAGGCGUUCCUCAUCAUGAGAAUGAAGUAGACAUCGCUGUCGAUGGAUGCGCUCACGCCACUGUAGUAGUCAAUGAACUCUUCUUUGGUGACCUGCAGAUCAGGAGAGAAGAUGAAGAGAUGUUUUUUCCAGGAUGAAGACGAGGGGGAAGGCAGUGAAGUGAUAGUGAGCAGAUUUUGUUACAGAGUUGAGUUCUAGUGAUGGAGCUCUGAGGAACACUGAUCAGCUCCUCAGAGCUACCGAAGCAUUAGCAUGUUCUCCUGGAUUCUACUUUGUCUUUUACUCGCUCGGUAACAGGAACUUCCUGGCUCCUCCCACAUCAGCCAAUGUUCUCUCGUGUCGGCUGUUGGUCUACCUAUAAAGACCAAUGUUUGAAUGUGUUCCACUGAACAAUCGCUGCUAUGUGAGAACAUCCCCACAAUAAACUCUUCUUCCUCUGAGUCCCUCGCUGAUGAGGUCUGUUCUGGGUUUGAUCCACAUCUACAGCGCUUUACAGCCACCGUCCCAGUCACCCAUGAACACACUGACGCCAAACGCCACCAGGACAGGGUGGGGUUGCCAGGGACACUUCAGGACAGGAACGGAACCUGCAAUCCUCCAAUCAGAGGUGGACUGCUCCACCACAGCCCCCCCCAGUCAGGUUGUUUUGUGUUUUGACGUUUUGUGUUGAACUUUCAGAUGGUUUCAUGCUGCUGCUUCACAAAUGAACCCAACCAUAAAAAAGGGUUGACACGCUGUGUUCCCUCACCGCGUCGCCGUUCUCCUUCCACUGUUUAACGCUUUUCUUUUUCUUACUGGACAUUGUAUUCUACAUUCUGAUUGGCUGUUGACCUUGUCAAUCAAUGUCCUCCGUGCUUUGUCUCCUGUACAGAAUGCGUUCUUCAUCUUCAUCAUUCUAUAAUCCUGGAUGUAUUUUUCUAUGAAGGUUAGAACUUUUAGCCUUGAAACCCGAGAGAAAAGCGGGAAAAUGUUCAUGUCUGUCUGAGAAACAUCUAGAACGUGUGUAGAGAGGAGUUUUACAGCCUUAGAAUUCUGCUUCACAGAUUUAAUCCAUAAGGGGUUCUUUUUAGAACAUAUUUCCCGCGAAAAACAAGGGAACGCUGUAGUUCUUCUUCUCCUUUGGUCUGGAUUUGUCCGGACUUGGGACCGGCACGAUUAGACCCUGGCUCUGGCCCUCUGGUGGCUACGUUGAUGAUCCUGUGUUCUAUGUAACAUUAUAUAAGAAAGGUCAUAUUCUCUAUGAUGUCUGAUAUUACUACUGUAUUAAUGAUGGUUCUCUUGACACGGGCCUGUUCUUAACUCAUGUACCGUAUUAAAUUCUAAGCAGAUUGAA